Chlorella variabilis is the source of this 1761-nucleotide messenger RNA. RefSeq lists its product as hypothetical. Gene Ontology annotation, cellular component: mitochondrial outer membrane. NCBI's taxonomy places the organism in Eukaryota, Viridiplantae, Chlorophyta, Trebouxiophyceae, Chlorellales, Chlorellaceae. The transcript is spliced from 12 exons. Gene Ontology annotation, molecular function: GTPase activity; GTP binding; calcium ion binding. The record is from RefSeq and is a predicted model, not a curated record. Bases 1 to 1761 code for a protein of 586 amino acids. Gene Ontology annotation, biological process: regulation of mitochondrion organization; small GTPase-mediated signal transduction; mitochondrion organization.
AUGGCCAGCCUGGGAGGCCCAAACACCGUGCACAUCUGCGUGGUGGGCGAUGAGGGCGUGGGCAAGACGUCGCUCAUCACCGCAGCCGCCACUGAGACGUUCCCCGACCACCCGCCGCCGGUGCUGCCGCCGGCGCGGCUGCCCGCCGACACCACCCCCGAGGGCGUGCCCGUGGUCAUCACCGACACCUCCUCCCGCCCAGAGGACAAGCAGUCGCUGGAGCUGUCGUGCCAGGAGGCCUCGGUCAUCGUCCUCUGCUUCUCGGCCGACCGCCCCGGCACGCUGCGCCGCAUCUCGUCCUACUGGAUGCCAGAGCUGCGGCGCCUGGGGGUGCACGUGCCGGUCAUGCUGGUGGGGUGCAAGAGCGACGUGCGCACGCCCAACCCGGUGGCCGACAGAGGCCUGCAGGAGGCUGUACUGCCCAUCGUGAAGGCGUACCCGCAGAUAGAGACGUGCAUGGAGUGCAGCGCCAAGAAGCUGCAGUUUGUGGGGGAGGUGUUCUACUACGCGCUCAAGGCCGUGGUGCACCCCAUGGCGCCGCUGUACGAGCCCGAGAGCCAGAAGCUGCGCCCGCUGUGCGCCAAGGCCCUCAAGCGCAUCUUCCUGCUCUGCGACAAGGACAAGGCGAGCGGCGGCUGCGUGCGCUGCGACGGCGUGCUGAACGACGGCGAGCUGAACGCGUUCCAGGUGCUGUGCUUCAACGCGCCGCUGCAGGCGGAGGAGCUGGAGGAGAUGUUCUCCACAGCGCCCGCAGACCCCUGGGCCAGCCUGGAUUACGAGGGCCUGCUGGUGGAGCGCAGCCGCAAGGGCCUGCUCACCCUCAACGGCUUCCUGGCGCUGUGGGCAGUCACCACGGCGGGCAGCCCGCGCCACACCCUGGCAUACGCUUACUACCUCGGGUACCCCGAGGACGCCCCCGCCGACAGGUUGUUCCAGGUGUCGCGGCCGCGGCGGCAGGAGCGGCGCGCGGACGCGCCGCGGCGCGGCGUGCUGCAGUGCUUCCUCUUCGCGCCAGGCACGCCGGGCGCGCGCGGCUUCCAAGGGGUGGACGCCACGCCGGUGCUGGAGGGCUUGAUAGCGCAGGCGCGGCCCGCGCACGGCAGCCUGGCGGGGCCCAUUCACGCGGCGGCAGCGGCGGUCGGCGGCGGCGGCGGCGGCGAGCCGGGCACCACACUCAUCCUGCGGUCGGUGACCGAGGAGCAGGCGCAGGUGCUGCAGGCCGAGGAGCUGCUGCGCUGUGACGUGGCAGCCUUUCUGUUUGAUGCCAGCCAGCCGGGCAGCUUCGAGGCGGCGCGGGAGCGGAUGCUGGCGGUGGCGACGGCCUCGGGGGACGCCCUGCCCUGCCUCUUCCUGCAGGCAAACGACAACGAGGCCACCCCGCAGCUGGCUGAGCGCAUCGGGGCGGCGUGCAGCGAGCUGGCGGUGCGCCUGCCCGCCUCCUACACGCUGCGCCCCUCCGCCGCCGCCUACCAGGCAAUCGCACUCACCGCGCAGCAGCCGGAGCUGGCCAUACCCGAGACGCCCAGUCUCAAGGCGGCACGGCAGUACCGCCGCAUGCUGCGCAGGGGCCUGCUGUAUGCGGGGGCAGGUACCACCCUGGUACUGGCAGGAUACCUGGGGUGGAAGCUGUGGAAGGACCGAGCAGCGGGGGGCGGCGGCGACGGCGGCAAGAGCGGCGGCGGCGGCGGCGGCGGCGGCGGUGGCAGCAGCGGCGCCCCGUCGAGGCCGCCGGCGGCGGCGGCAGCUGGCGGGGCCGACUGA